CGAGCCUGACAGUGUCUCGAUAAACAACCGAGAUAAGAUCAUAACGCUGACAAGCCCUAAAACACAUCUCUCUUAGCCCUUCAUAUACUGUAACUGAUUUGGAUUAUCUGAGCCGUGAAGCCAUCUAAAAAAUAAUGGAAAUGAUAAGGAAUCCCAACGAGGGACGUUACAAGAGUUUACAUUUAGAUGUGUGCAUUGAUGAGCGCACCCCUCGGCACGGGAUAUCACAACUUCUCAAGACACUGCGGCCAGAGUGGAAACCAGAAGAUAUUCAGGUCAAGGCUUUCACUGAGGGCAUCACCAACCAGUUAAUGGGCUGCUAUGUGGGCUCUAUGACGGAAGAUCCCGUGGUUCUGGUGAGGAUUUAUGGGCAGAUGACGGAGCUGUUCCUGGACCGAGACAAAGAGCUGGAGAUGUUCCAGGUGCUCCACACACACGGCUGUGGGCCAGAGCUCUUCUGCAGCUUCAGCAACGGCAUCUGCUACGAGUUCAUCAGAGGAGUCGUGCUGGACGACACACUGCUGAGACAGCCCUCCGUUUACAGAUUGAUUGCAACAGAAAUGGGAAAAAUCCAUUCCAUAAAGUGUGGAGAAAUGGGAACCAGUACACCCGGGACACCAGUUCUGUGGUCUAGAUUGUCCCAGUUCCUGAACCUGGUCCAGAGUUCUGAUGCUCCUAAACCGCAAAGGUCCAGUGGCCAUGUGGAGACACCGAGCCUUAAAGUCAUCAUCACAGAGAUGGAGGAGCUGAAGACUCUGCUCACACACACCAACUCCCCAGUCGUGCUGUGUCACAAUGAUCUCCUGACUAAAAAUGUCAUCUAUAACAAAGAAGAAGGCACAGUAAAAUUCAUUGACUAUGAAUAUGCUGAUUUUAAUUACCAAGCUUAUGAUAUUGGAAACCAUUUCAAUGAAUUUGCAGGUAUCGAUAACGUCGACUCGAGCCUGUACCCGAGUCGCGAGCUGCAGUUUGAUUGGCUGUCGGCGUAUCUGGAGAGUUUCAAGAGCUGCAGCGCGGCAGACUCCACCGUGUCCCGGGACGAGGUCCUGGAGCUCUACGUGCAGGUCUGCAAGUUCUCCUUGGUGGCUCAUUUGUUCUGGUGUCUGUGGGCUCUUCUGCAGGCCAAACAUUCCACUAUUGCCUUUGACUUCAACAGGUAUGCCAUGGCUCGAUUCAACUACUACUUUGAGAAAAAGCGAGAGUUCUUGGGUUGUUCCAGGAGGAGCAUUAGUGCUGGUCAUGCAGAUAUCUAGGACUGCGAGUUAACGAAGACACUCGUUUGUCCUGUUACAACCCCCUCUUCUUGACCAAAAGGGCCUUUAGGAAUGCCUAAAGUCACGGAGGUGCUGAUAACGGUCAAGGCCUAUAGGCCGAUACUGUAUGUUAUAAAAU
Pimephales promelas (fathead minnow) is the source of this 1392-nucleotide messenger RNA. RefSeq names its product ethanolamine kinase 1. The record is from RefSeq and is a predicted model, not a curated record. NCBI's taxonomy places the organism in Eukaryota, Metazoa, Chordata, Actinopteri, Cypriniformes, Leuciscidae. Gene Ontology annotation, molecular function: ethanolamine kinase activity. Gene Ontology annotation, biological process: phosphatidylethanolamine biosynthetic process. Gene Ontology annotation, cellular component: cytoplasm.